AUGCAGUUGCUACUAUUUCGGGGGUCUGGGCCAGGGGAGCUUUUUGCUACAGCAACCGAUGUGACAGACCCGGAGCAGGCCCAGUCGUGGGUACAACGAACGGUCCAAAAGUUUGGCAAAGUAGACAGUGCGGCCAACCUGGCCGGUGUGGUCGGUCGAGGCACCCACCUGACACCCACGGCAGGGCUGGAAGACGACGACUGGGAUUUUGUGAUCGGCGUCAACCUCACAGGUAUCAUGCACUCUAUGCGCGUGCGAGGUUAUGUGAAUAACGCUCCCUAUGUCGCAUCGAAGCAUGGCGUCGUGGGCUUGACAAGACCAGCAGCGAAGGAAUGUGGGGCCCGGGGAAUUCGAGUCAACGCUAUCGCCCCGGGACUUAUCGACGCUCCAAUACUACACAAGGUAGCCGCCGUAAGAGGGAGGAUCAUGGAUUUUGAACAUGCAAUCAAGGGAUGGGGAACCACUCACGAGAUCGCGGAGUUGGUUGUCUGGCUGCUCUCCGAUUCAACCAAGUUCAUUUCUGGCUCAGUGCAGGUCAUAGAUGGCGCCUAG
Molecule: messenger RNA, 552 nt
Organism: Cladophialophora psammophila CBS 110553
Lineage: Eukaryota; Fungi; Ascomycota; Eurotiomycetes; Chaetothyriales; Herpotrichiellaceae
Exons: 3
Coding region: 1-552 (183 amino acids)
Source: RefSeq, a predicted model, not a curated record